Messenger RNA from Cajanus cajan (pigeon pea), 1694 nucleotides. Its product is annotated as enoyl-[acyl-carrier-protein] reductase [NADH], chloroplastic. The record is from RefSeq and is a predicted model, not a curated record. Gene Ontology annotation, biological process: fatty acid biosynthetic process. Gene Ontology annotation, molecular function: enoyl-[acyl-carrier-protein] reductase (NADH) activity. Lineage: Eukaryota; Viridiplantae; Streptophyta; Magnoliopsida; Fabales; Fabaceae.
UUGCAUUGCAUAGAGAUGCAUUCGACAUUUCCAAAGUCUUCAGCUACUCUAACCUACUUCACAUAAAACCAUAACAACAUUGUUUCCAUCGACCCAGUUCCUAGGCUUCCACUGCCCUAUUAUCUAGCCACAAUCUAACACUUACCAACAAGUUUGGCCUUUAGCAUUUCCUCUUCCAACCCUCUCUCGUUUCUCUCUCCAGAUCUGGGUGCUCUUUCAUCAUUUUACAUUUGUACAAGAUGGCAACAACAACAAUUUCCAACUUGCCAACUGCAAUGUCAAGACCCAAGAUUCCUUCAUCACAACGGAUUGCAAAUGUAGGUCCUGCAAUUCUUGGAGGCAGGUUUAAGGUUGGCUCAUGUUAUAAACUGUCAAGUGUUUGUCAUGUUGCAUCUGCACAACCUUUCCAGCAGGGCUUGACAAUGACAUCAGGUGCUAUAAAACAUGACAAAAUCAUAACAAAGGCGAUCAUCAGGUCUAGUCCAAACCAGGAAAUUCCAGGAUUGCCAAUUGAUUUGAAAGGUAAAAGGGCUUUCAUUGCUGGUGUGGCUGAUGAUAACGGAUAUGGUUGGGCAAUAGCAAAAUCUCUUGCAGCAGCAGGAGCUGAAAUUCUUGUUGGCACAUGGGUACCUGCUUUAAAUAUAUUUGAGUCUAGCUUACGACGUGGAAAAUUUGACGAGUCACGCAAAUUAAAAGAUGGUUCAUUGAUGGAGAUUGCUAAAGUGUAUCCUUUGGAUGCAGUAUAUGACAAUCCUGAAGAUGUCCCGGAAGAUGUGAAAGCUAACAAGCGCUAUGCUGGAGCCUCAAAUUGGACUGUACAGGAAGUUGCUGAAUCUGUCAAGAAAGACUUUGGCAAUAUCGACAUACUUGUGCACUCUCUUGCCAAUGGACCAGAGGUCAGUAAACCAUUGUCGGAGACAUCUCGGAAAGGAUAUCUUGCUGCCUUGUCUGCAUCAAGUUACUCUUAUAUUUCUUUACUCAAACACUUUCUUCCAAUCAUGAACCAAGAUGGAUCUGCAAUCUCUCUUACAUACAUUGCUUCGGAGAGGAUCAUUCCUGGAUAUGGUGGUGGCAUGAGUUCUGCAAAAGCUGCUUUAGAAAGUGAUACAAGAGUGCUUGCUUUUGAAGCUGGUAGAAAGAAAAGAGUCAGAGUCAAUACUAUAUCCGCAGGUCCACUGGGAAGCCGGGCAGCGAAAGCAAUCGGCUUCAUUGACAUGAUGAUUGAUUAUUCAUUUAACAAUGCACCACUGCAGAAAGAACUACAUGCUGAGGAGGUAGGCAACACUGCAGCUUUCUUGGCAUCACCCUUGUCAUCAGCUAUUACAGGUUCUGUUAUAUAUGUUGACAAUGGUCUAAAUGCUAUGGGUGUUGGAGUUGACAGUCCAAUAUUUAAAAACCUUGACAUUCCAAGGGAGCAUCAAUGAAAUUGUCCACUCAAGUGCUUAGUUUUUUCUCUUCUUCCCCAAGUAAGGUCACACGGCUUAAGAUGAUGAAAAGAAACUAUGACAAGUUAGUUUUUACAAUUUCAUAAAUCGGUGAGCGGUUGUUUGAACUUUGUAACAGUUGUUUUUUCAUCAAUUAUGAUCCACUUUUCACUAUCUUCCCCCAAAAUGUAUCUUACCAUUUGAAGAGUUGUACCUUGAGGUUAAAUUAUUUUAGUUCUUAAAUAAAAAAAUUGUCAGGUUUGUUGAAUU